Messenger RNA from Leptopilina heterotoma, 854 nucleotides. RefSeq names its product 39S ribosomal protein L18, mitochondrial (gene mRpL18). Gene Ontology annotation, cellular component: ribosome. The transcript has 3 exons. The record is from RefSeq and is a predicted model, not a curated record. Gene Ontology annotation, molecular function: structural constituent of ribosome. The coding region runs from base 198 to 746 and encodes 182 amino acids. Gene Ontology annotation, biological process: translation. Lineage: Eukaryota; Metazoa; Arthropoda; Insecta; Hymenoptera; Figitidae.
AACGACAUAACCUAAAAAUUUCUCAAAAUCAAGUUCAAGACUUGAAAAAAAGAAAAAAAAAAGUUUACAAUUUUGUUAAUUUUUACGCAAAAAUAUUAAUAUUGUCGAUUUCUCAAGUAUCUAGAGAGAUGAAACAAUAAUUUCCGAAUAUUGCCAACUAUUUAAAUUAAGAAAACAAAGGGAAAUAAAUUACAAAAAUGUUUGCUCCAAAAUUGUAUUCCCGAAUAAUUAAUUCUGCGGUUCGUUGUCAAGUGAGAGGAAUUCAAUCUAAUGAUUCGCUUUUAGAUGAAAUUACCGAGGUGAGAAAUAGAAAUCCAAGAAAUUUAGAAUUUUUAACAAUUGGUAACAAACCGAAGGGAUAUUGGCUCGAAAAGGAUCAACGUUCUUUUUGGCACAGACCGGUGUUUAAAAAAACUACUCGGUAUGUUAGUUUAGAGCUCCAUCAUUUCGAAAAUGGAAAAAUUAUUUCCGUCUCGACGAAUGAUUAUUCAUUGAAAAGACAGCUUCGAAGGCCCUGCGACACUGCAGCUUAUUUAGCUUUAGCCGAAGUGUUCGCGGAACGUUGCCUCGAAAGUGGAAUAACAACAAUGGCAACAAUAACAAAUGAAAACGAAAACGAAAAAUUAACAAAGUUAAUAGAGAAAUUAGAAAGUUGUGGUCUCAUUCUUGCGGAAGCGGGACAAAUGAUAACCCCUUGUCCCUGGCACAAGGAAAAAUUAAUUAAACCCUGGGAAAUUGAAGUUUAAUUCGAAAUUUUUCUUUCCGAAAAAAUCUAAACGAAUCCUUGUAAAAGUUUAUUACUUAGAUACAUUUUUUUCAUGUACAGAAAACAAUAUAAUUAUAUGUAAAUAUUA